CCCGGGCCCCACCCAGCCAGGUACCCACUCUACCACCCAAAAGCCUGUUUCGCCCGUGCUCCAGGGUAGUUGCUAUCUAGCCCACCCUACGAACCAGCUGAAUCCCCGGGCGCCUGACCCUUCUCCUUCGACCCCAGGCCUUCUUCUCCCUCUCUGGGACAGUCCGGCUGGGAAGGGGGCAAACACGUGACCCAGGCAACCCUCCUGGUUCCUCGCCACGUGAUUGGUCGGAGGGCGCAUGCGCUAGGCUGCCCCGGCGUAGCCGUGAGGCCUCUUCUCCCUUCUCCCCCUCCCAAUUUCCGAUCAUGGCCGCUGCCGCGAAGGAGGCAGUGGCCCCGACGGGCGCCCUGGGUGGUCUCGUCCAGGACUUUGUGGUUGGGCAGCAGGAUGGCCCGGCGGCCGAGGUGGCGGCAGAUGUGAAAUCUGGUCGCUGUACUAUAUUACAAGUGGUGGAAGCCCUUGGGUCCUGCCUGGAAAAUCCAGAGCCCCGGACUCGUGGACGAGGGAUCCAGCUACUGUCCCAGGUGCUACUUCAGUGUCAUCCCUUGCUCCUAGAAAAGGAAGUGGUACACCUGACCCUUUUCUAUGAGAACCAACUCAAAGACCAUCACCUGGUGAUCCCGCCAGUACUGCAGGGACUUCGAGCACUGAGUAUGUGUGACGUGCUCCCUCCAGGCCUGGCUGUUUCUGUGCUCAAAGCCAUCUUCCAGGAGGUACAUGUCCAGUCUCUGACACAGAUGGAUCGCCACACUGUCUACAGCAUCAUCACCAAUUUCAUGCGUACUCGAGAAGAAGAGCUGAAGGGCCUGGGAGCCGAUUUUACCUUUGGCUUCAUCCAGGUAAUGGAUGGAGAGAAGGAUCCUCGAAACCUUCUGGUGGCCUUCCGAAUUGUCUAUGACCUCAUCUCCAAGGACUACAGCUUGGGGCCCUUUGUUGAGGAACUGUUUGAAGUGACAUCCUGUUACUUUCCUGUUGAUUUUACCCCACCACCUAAUGACCCUCAUGGUAUCCAGAGAGAAGAUCUCAUCCUGAGCCUUCGUGCUGUUCUGGCUUCUACUCCCCGUUUUGCCGAGUUCCUGCUGCCGCUGCUGAUAGAAAAGGUGGACUCUGAGAUGCUCAGUGCCAAGCUGGACUCCUUGCAGACACUGAAUGCUUGCUGUGCUGUGUAUGGGCAGAAGGAGCUGAAGGACUUCCUGCCAAGCCUGUGGGCUUCCAUCCGUAGAGAGGUAUUCCAAACAGCCAGUGAACGAGUAGAGGCAGAAGGACUGGCAGCCCUGCAUUCCCUGUCUGCAUGUUUGUCUCGGUCGGUGUUGGAGGCUGAUGCAGAGGAUCUCCUUGACUCCUUCCUUAGCAGUAUCCUAGAGGACUGCAGGCACCAUCUAUGUGAACCCGACAUGAAGCUGGUAUGGCCCAGUGCCAAGCUGCUGCAGGCAGCUUCAGGGGCGUCCGCUAGGGCCUGUGACCGCAUCACCAGCACUGUGAUCCCCUUGCUGCUGGAACAGUUCAACCAGCACAGCCAGAGCAGCCAGAGGCGGACAAUUCUAGAGAUGCUUUUGGGUUUCUUAAAGCUACAGCAGAAGUGGGGAAAUGAGGACAAAGAUGAAAUACCUCUGAGUGGGUUCAAGGCCCCGCUGUGCUCCUUGAUCUCUUUGGCCCUGGCAGAUCCCAGUACGCAACUGCAGCUAGUUGGCAUCCGUGCCCUUACCGUUUUGGGUGGCCAGCCAGGCCUGCUGUCUUCUGAAGACCUAGAGGUGGCGAUUGAUCAUCUCUAUAGGCUGAGCUUCCUGGAGGAGGAUUCCCAGAGCUGUUUGGCAGCAAUGGAAGCAUCAGGGACGCUGGCCACCCUCUAUCCCACAGUCUUCAUUAGCCAUCUGGUACCCCGGCUGGCAGAGGAGCUUCGUACAGGGGAUCUGCAGUGGGCCGGUGGGGAGGGCCCCUCACGCCGAGCCAGACGCUUGCGCUGUCUCCAGGCCCUGUCGGCUGUCUCAACGCACCCCAGCAUUGUCAGGGAGACCCUGCCUGUGCUGUUACAGCAUCUCCGCCACGCGCACAGAGGCGACAAGGCAGACUCCAGUGAGGUGAUUGCCGUGUGCCGGAGUCUCCAUCUGGUGGCCGGGCAGUGCCAGCAGGAGCCCGAGAGUUGCUGGUACUUCCACCAGACAGCUGUACCCUGCCUGCUUGCCCUGGCUGUGCAGGCUGCCAUGCCAGAGAAAGACGUUCCCAAUCUUGGGAAGCUGCUGUUAGAGGAGGAUGUCUUAGCAGCCAUGGUGUCUGUCAUCAGCACAGCCAGCACCCACCUGAGUCCUGAGCUAGCUGCUCAAAGUGUCGCCCUUAUUGUACCCCUUUUUCUGGAUGGCAACAUAUCCUUUCUCUCUGAAAACAGCUUCCCCAGCAAGUUUCUCCCAUUCCAGAAUAGUUCCUCAGAACAGAAGCGGCUGGUUGCACUUCUCAUGGCCUUUGUUUGCUCUCUGCCCAGGAAUGUGGAGAUACCUCAGCUAGACAGGCUUAUGCAAGAGUUGCUGACUCUGAGCUGCCACCACGAUGUUCUCUUCUCCUGCACUGCCGCCGCCAAGUGUUUUGCAGGGCUACUCAACAAACACCCAGCAGGGCAACAGCUAGAUGAAUUUCUACAGAAAGCUAUGGAAAAAGUGGAGGCUGGCCUGAGCCCAGGCUCCCAUCGUACCCAGGCCUUCACACUGCUCCUUUGGGUGACAAAGGCUUUAGUGCUCAGGUAUCACCCUCUCAGCUCCUGCCUCACAGACCGGCUGAUGGGCCUUCUGAAUGAUGCUGAAUUGGGCCCCGCAGCAGCCGAUGGCUUCUCCCUGCUGAUGGCUGACUGCCCAGAUGUGCUGCACCGAGCUGGCCACGCUGAGAUACGCAUCAUGUUUCGUCAGCGUUUCUUCACAGAUAGUGUGCCUGCCCUGGUCCAGGGCUUCCACGCUGCUCACCAAAGUGUGAAACCCAACUACCUAAAGGGUCUGUCUCACGUACUCAACAGCCUGCCGAAACCUGUGCUUCUUCCAGAGUUACCAACAUUACUCUCCCUGUUGCUCGAGGCCUUAUCAUGCACAGAUUGUGUGGUGCAGCUCUCCACCCUCAGCUGCCUUCAGCCUCUUCUGCUGGAUGCACCACAAGUCAUGAGCCUUCACAUCAACACCCUCGUCACCAAGUUCCUAAAUCUCAGUUGUAGCCCUUCAAUGGCUGUUCGGAUCGCUGCACUACAGUGUGUGCAUGCGCUCACCAGGCUGCCGACUCCUGUGCUGCUGCCCUACAAAAUGCAGGUGAUCCGGGCAUUGGCUAAGCCCCUGGAUGACAAAAAGAGGCUGGUGCGCAGAGAAGCAGUGACAGCCAGGGGAGCAUGGUUUCUCCUGGGGAGUCCAGGCAGCUGAGGUCAUGGCCUUUUGCCUAACAACACUGACAGACAAUCUGAUCCAGAGUCACUGACCCAUCAAGCCGUCUUCCUAGUGAAUGGGCCCUGCCCAGGGAGGGGAGAUCAUUGGCACCCUCCCAGCUGUGGGCUCCAUCCGGUGCUGCAUGGCCGUACAAGGAACACAGUAUUCCUCAAUGCUAGUGGAUACUGUGCAGUGACUUGUGUGAGGCCAUGUGAGUGUUUUGGCAAGAAGAGACCCUGGCUGGGUGGAGGCUACAGGAUGAAGAGGGAAAAGUUUUAUGAGGGUAAAGGAGAUUCCUGGGCACCCUACUGAGGAAUGAAUGUGAGUGAUUGGCCCUAAGGGCCUCAAAGACUUUGUAUGUUGUGUGUGUCCCUGCUAGAGAAUAAAGACAUCUUUUGGUUA
Gracilinanus agilis (Agile Gracile Mouse Opossum) is the source of this 3794-nucleotide messenger RNA. RefSeq names its product MMS19 homolog, cytosolic iron-sulfur assembly component (gene MMS19). NCBI's taxonomy places the organism in Eukaryota, Metazoa, Chordata, Mammalia, Didelphimorphia, Didelphidae. Gene Ontology annotation, biological process: iron-sulfur cluster assembly. The transcript is spliced from 31 exons. Gene Ontology annotation, cellular component: cytosolic [4Fe-4S] assembly targeting complex; MMXD complex. The coding region runs from base 306 to 3389 and encodes 1027 amino acids. The record is from RefSeq and is a predicted model, not a curated record.